This is a messenger RNA of [Candida] anglica, 1676 nucleotides long. Lineage: Eukaryota; Fungi; Ascomycota; Pichiomycetes; Serinales; Debaryomycetaceae. The record is from the annotation of a GenBank genome assembly.
AAUUAGUUUGAUUGAAUUGUUGUCAGGACAUACACACAUAAACAAUAGAAAUGCUUAGGUUGAGACAUAGUGUGAACCGUCUUGCAAAGGUUUCUGCUCCUCGCGUCAACGUCAAUGUUGUGGCCCGUAGUUUGGCCACCACUGCCGACGCAGCAGCCAACCCAAACAGAGUUCAUGGUGGACUUAAAGAUCAAGACAGAAUCUUCCAAAACGUCUACGGUAAGUACGGCCAUGACUUGAAGUCUGCCCAAAAGAUGGGUGACUGGUACAAGACCAAGGAAAUCAUCCAAAAGGGUGACAAGUGGAUCAUUGACGAAAUGAAGAAGUCUGGUUUGAGAGGUAGAGGUGGUGCUGGGUUCCCAUCGGGUCUCAAGUGGUCUUUCAUGAACCCUCCUGGAUGGGAAAAGAACCCUGGUCCAAGAUACUUGGUUGUCAACGCCGAUGAAGGUGAACCAGGAACCUGUAAAGAUCGUGAGAUCAUCAGAAAGGAUCCUCACAAGUUGGUUGAAGGUUGUUUACUUGCCGGUAGAGGUAUGAACGCUACUGCUGCCUACAUUUAUAUCAGAGGUGAAUUCUACAACGAAACCGUCAUCUUGCAAAAUGCCAUCAACGAAGCCUACAAGGCUGGACUUUUGGGUAAGAACGCUUGUGGAUCUGGUUAUGACUUUGAUAUCUACAUUCACAGAGGUAUGGGUGCUUACAUUUGUGGUGAAGAAACUGCCUUGAUUGAAUCCAUUGAAGGUAAGGCUGGUAAGCCAAGAUUGAAGCCACCUUUCCCAGCUGGUGUUGGUCUUUUUGGUAGACCAACCACUGUUGCCAACGUUGAAACCGUUGCCGUUGCCCCAACUAUCUUAAGAAGAGGUGGUGAUUGGUUUGCCUCAUUCGGUAGAGAAAGAAACGCUGGUGUUAAAUUAUUCUGUAUCUCUGGUCAUGUUAAUGAACCAUGUACUGUCGAAGAAGAAAUGUCUAUUCCAUUGAAGGAAUUGUUAGAAAAGCAUUGUGGAGGUGUUAAGGGAGGUUGGGACAACCUUUUGGGGGUUAUUCCAGGUGGUUGUUCCGUUCCAAUCAUGCCUAAGGAUGUAUGUGACAAUGUUUUGAUGGACUACGAUGCCUUGAGAGAUGAAGGUUCUGGUUUGGGAACUGCUGCUGUUAUUGUUUUGAACAAGCAAACAGAUGUCAUCAGAGCUAUCCAAAGAUUCUCUGCCUUCUAUAAGCACGAAUCAUGUGGUCAAUGUACUCCAUGUCGUGAAGGUACCACUUGGUUACAAAGAAUGAUGGAUAGAUUUGUCACUGGUCAAGCUAAGGAAAGCGAAAUUGACAUGAUUUACGAAUUGACUAAACAAGUUGAAGGUCACACUAUUUGUGCCUUGGGUGAUGCUGCUGCUUGGCCUAUCCAAGGUUUGAUCAAGUCAUUCAGACCAACCAUGGUUGACAGAAUCAAGCAAUACGAAAACCAAACCGUUGGAUAUGGUGGAUGGGUUGAAGGCGGUAAAGUCAGAGAAGGUGUAGUGAUUGACAACCCUAUUCCUCAUGGACAUUAAGUCAAAGAUUUUGAAAGAUGAGAGAAGGAGCGAGGCGAUGGAGAAACGUGACGCCCACCAUAAGACGAUUGAUAUUUGAUCGUCCAGAAUAGCAUUUACAGUAGAUAUAUGAUACUAAUAAAAGUAUAGUAGAAA